AUGCUGGGCCGGCGGCGGGUCUUCGCGGUGGAGCCGCGCGGCGGCCCGGGAAUGCUGGGGGCGUUGGGGCGGCCGCGUAGCCUGAUACUGACUCUCCUUGCAGAUAGGGCGGCGGAGGACCCGGCGCGCGGGUGUGUCGUGCCCGGAGUCAGCAGCACCUACAGAAGGAUCCCGGACGCAGCCGGGGGUGCUUCCCCGCCCUGGAACGCGGAGGCCCAGCUGAGGGGCCCAGGGAGGCGGGUGCCACUUCUGAAACUCGCCUCCCGAGACUCGGGAGUGGAGAUGGCAGUUGGAGAUAGCUCCCUGGUCACUUCCCCGGGCCUGUCUCUGGACUCUCUGGACUUCGAUCCUUCGGGAAGCUCCGAGGCCCCCGCCCUCGUGGAGCCCCCGGCCCAACUCGGCAGGCUCCUGGCCAGUCGAACGCUGGAGCAGGUCCUGGAGCGCUCCCGCUGCCACCCUUCUUGCCCAGCCAGCUGGUCCCAGCAGCACCGCCCCCUGCAGCCGCCAAGCAAGCCUGCGUGUGAGCUGCCCGCUUUGGGAGGCGGGGAGCAGGAGACCACUGGGUCAGAAAAGGACCUGGAGGCAGCUGAGGGGGUGAGGGCCCUGGAGCCUGAAGUCUGGACCAGCCUCCCAGGACAGGGUCUCCGCUACCUAGAACACCUGUGCCUCGUUCUGGAGCAGAUGGCCAGGCUCCAACAGCUCCACCUGCAGCUGCAGACCUGGAGGCCCGCAGGGUCACAGGACCCUGGAGAGGAGUCACCUGCCCCAGCUCCUUCACUCUCACCAUCCCCUGCCCUGAGCAAUGAGGCGCAGGUGCCGCCUUGGGACCUGCCAAGCCAGACAAAGGAUGCAGGGGCAAAGGCAACUUCAUCCCCCAAAGUGGGGGUGCCUGGCACCGACCUCGCCCACCUGUCCGAAGCCUCAGAGGUGCCAGCUCACACCUUCCCACCCUCCCAGGGACACAAGGUCAAGGUCCUGCUCAACCGGAUCUUCUGGAGAAACUCUCGACAUCCUGAGCCCCUUGUCCCUCGGGCUGGCCCCGACCUCAGGAUUGAGUCCAGGGAUCUCCCUGAAAGGUCUCAGUGUCAUCCCCGCCGGAAGACUUUCAUGCCUUCGCUGGUAGUUAGGAAACAACGAGCAAAAAACCUUUCUGUCUGCUAAGCCUAGCUUGUGCAGGGUGUGACCCUUGGGGUGAGGUGGGGCGGGGCACCGGCGGCAGGGAAGUCUCUGCCCUCGCCCUCCAGCCCCGUGGCUGUUUCUCUUCACCGCUGGGUGAAGCUGUGAUGCUGGCCCUUCUCUGAAGCUAGGGGCUGAGUCUUCCUCCUCGGACCAGCCUGGCAGUAGGGACCCAGUCCCCUGAGAGUCCCCCAAUGUGACAAGUCUAAGGUUCCUCCCUGCUUGCCAGAAAUCCCUGGGCUUCUACAAUGUGAACUAACUUAUUUCUCAAGUGCCCAUGCCAUGUUACAGAUGCGUAUUUAUGGAUAAGUCUAUGCCCAUUAGCUGUGGCCAGCAGUGUUAGGAGCUGGCUGGAUCCAGCCAUCCCUUUGGGUAACAAGCACCCUCCAAAACUGGUAAAGGCGACUUCUGGACGAGGUCAUCUGCGUGCAGAAGGAUGGAACUGCCCGCAGUUGCUGAUCCACCUGGGUUCCUGCUUUCCUCAAGCACAUGCUACUGGGAAGCCUCUGACAGGGUCUGGUCCCUGGAGCAGGGUCCCUGCAGAUGGCACUAGGAAUGGCAGGCCUGGCGACAACAGACCAAGGAUGCACCUUCAAGAAUACCUUCAAGGUCAAUUCUCGGCUGCUCUGUUCCCUGCUAGCUUUUACCCGUCAAAGCCCAAACCAGAAGCUCAUACCAAAACUCACUGCCAUCAAGCCGAUUCCGAUUCAUCAAGACCCUAUAGGACAGAGAGCAGAACUACCCCUUUGG
Messenger RNA from Echinops telfairi (small Madagascar hedgehog), 1926 nucleotides. RefSeq names its product chromosome unknown C8orf58 homolog (gene CUNH8orf58). Bases 1 to 1161 code for a protein of 386 amino acids. Lineage: Eukaryota; Metazoa; Chordata; Mammalia; Afrosoricida; Tenrecidae. The record is from RefSeq and is a predicted model, not a curated record. The transcript has 7 exons.